AUGUUAAUAGUACGUUAUCGUUUUGCUCGAUGUUUUCGUGAUUUAAAACGAAUUGAAGGUAUAACACGAAGUCCUAUUUAUUCAUGUUUAUCAUCAACUAUUCAUGGAUUAAAAGUCAUUCGAUCUUAUUAUGCUGAAAAAAUGUGUUCGAAAGAAUUUCUUUCUUAUGUUGAUGAUAAUAAUCGAGCUAAUUUUUUGAUUGUAACAACUGAAAGAUGGGCAGCUAUACGUUUUGAAUGGAUAACAUUAACGUUUCUUAGUCUUGUUACAUCAUUUGCUAUACUUGUACGUCUUUAUCAACAAGAUUUUUCAACAGCUGAUAUUGCACUUACAUUUUUUUAUAGUCUUAGUUUACUAGGACUUCUUCAAUGGACAAUUAGACAAUCAGUAAGAGUUGAAACUGAAAUGACAGCUGUUGAACGAAUAUUAGAAUAUUGUUCACUUGAACAAGAACCGUCAGUUCAAAUUUUAAAUAAACAUCGACCACCAAAUAAUUGGCCAUUAGAAGGUCAAAUUGUAUUUAAAAAUGUUUCUAUGAAAUAUUUAAGAGAUGAAUAUUCACCACUUGCUUUACGUAAUAUAACAUUAACAAUUGAAGGUGGUGAAAAAAUAGGUAUUGUUGGAAGAACUGGUGCAGGAAAAAGUUCAUUUAUUCAAACACUUUUUCGUAUGGGAAUACUUGUUAAUGGUCAAAUUGAAAUUGAUCAUAUUGAUAUAACAACAAUUGAAUUAGAUGAUCUUCGAAGUCGUAUAUCAAUUAUUCCACAAGAUCCAAUUCUUUUUACAGGUACAAUUAGAUAUAAUCUUGAUCAAUUUAAUAAUAUUUCUGAUGAUCAAAUAUGGAAUGCAUUAGAAGAAGUACAAUUAAAAACUUUAGUUAAUGAUUUAAUGUUAGAUGGACUUGAUUCAUUAAUUAGUGAAAAUGGUUCGAAUUUAAGUAUUGGUCAAAAACAAUUAGUAUGUUUAGCAAGAGCAAUAUUAAAAAAAAGUAAAAUUCUUGUUAUUGAUGAAGCAACAGCAAAUGUUGAUAAUGCUACUGAUGUAUUAAUACAACAAGUUAUUCGAAAUAAAUUCAAAGGAUGUACAGUAUUAACAAUAGCUCAUCGUUUAAGGACUGUAAUUGAUAAUGAUCGAAUUAUGGUAUUAAAUAAUGGAGAAUUAGUUGAAUUUGAUACACCAUCGGCUUUACUAUCAAAUCCAAAUUCAUAUUUUGUUUCAUUAGUAGACCAAACUGGUUCAGCUGAAGCUAAAUAUCUUCGAACAUUAGUAAAUCGUAAGAAUAAAAAAAUAAAAUUGAUAAGACAACAAGCAUUUGAUAAUGAUGAUGAUGAUGAUGAAUUAACAUCAACAAUAAAUGAAAACGAUCCUCUAUUAGUAUAA
Rotaria sp. Silwood1 is the source of this 1380-nucleotide messenger RNA. The record is from the annotation of a GenBank genome assembly. Lineage: Eukaryota; Metazoa; Rotifera; Eurotatoria; Philodinida; Philodinidae.